Molecule: messenger RNA, 1302 nt
Organism: Penicillium atrosanguineum
Lineage: Eukaryota; Fungi; Ascomycota; Eurotiomycetes; Eurotiales; Aspergillaceae
Product: tryptophan--tRNA ligase WRS1
Exons: 2
Coding region: 1-1302 (433 amino acids)
Biological process (GO): tryptophanyl-tRNA aminoacylation
Cellular component (GO): cytoplasm
Molecular function (GO): tryptophan-tRNA ligase activity; ATP binding
Source: RefSeq, a predicted model, not a curated record
AUGGCGGACGAACCAGGCCAGCCUCCGGCGCUCACCAACUUGAGCCUCGCCGAAACAGCCCCAGCACCCAAGGCUACCGGCCAGGUCGUUACCCCGUUCGAUGUCUCUGGCGGUGUUGACGAAACCGGCAAGCUCCUGCCCGUCGACUAUGAGAAGCUCACCCGCGAGUUCGGUGCCAGUCCUCUCACCCCGGACAUCCUUGAGCGCUUCGAGAAGGUCACCGGCCACCGCCCUCAUCGCUUCAUGCGCCGAGGCAUUGUGUUCAGCCACCGCGAGCUGAACAAGAUUCUGGACCGCCAUGAGAAGGGCCAGCCCUUUUACCUUUACACUGGCCGUGGCCCCAGCAGUGACAGCAUGCACGUGGGACACACUGUGCCAUUCGAGUUUACCAAGUGGUUGCAAGAUGUAUUCGAUGUACCCCUCGUGAUCAUGAUGACCGACGACGAGAAGUACAUGCACUCCCAGAAGAUCGAAAUCGAGGAUGCCAAGCGGUUCACCAAGUUGAACGCACGGGAUAUUAUUGCUGUCGGAUUCGACAUGAAGAAGACUUUCAUUUUCAGCGAUUUCGACUUCGUUGGUGGCGCCUUCUACGAAAACAUCUGCCGCAUGGCCAAGCGCAUCACAAUCAACCAGAUCCGCGGUACCUUCGGCUUCAAUGACAGCAACAACAUUGGCGAGUUCCAUUUCUGUGCCACUCAGUCUGCCACUGCUUUCGCCACCAGUUUCCCCCAUAUCUUCGGUACCGACAAGAAGAAGGUUGCUUCCAUUCCCUGCCUGAUCCCCUGUGCCAUUGAUCAAGAUCCCUACUUCCGCCAGUGCCGUGAGCACGCUGAGAAGAUGAAAUUCAAGAAGCCCUCUCUCAUCCACUCCAUCUUCUUGCCCGCCCUUCAGGGCCCCGGCUCCAAGAUGUCCGCCAGUAUCGACAGCUCUGCCAUCUUCAUGAGCGACACACCGAACAAGAUCAAGAACAAAAUCAACAAGUUUGCCUUCUCUGGUGGCCAGGAGACCGCCGAGAUGCACCGCGAGCUGGGUGGUAACUCUAAGGUGGACGUGCCCUUCCAGUACUUGACUUUCUUCCUGGAGGAUGAUGAGGAGCUGGAGCGCAUCCGCUCCACUUACGAGAAGGGUGAGAUGAUGACUGGCGAGCUGAAGCAGAUCUGUAUCGCCGAGCUGCAGAAGUACGUCCAGGGCUUCCAGGAGCGCCGGGCUAAGGUCACCGAUGAAAUUGUGGCCGAGUACAUGCGCCCGCGUGAUUUGGAGUGGAAGGGUAACCCCAACCCUGUUGUGGCUGAAAAGAAAUAG